Molecule: messenger RNA, 461 nt
Organism: Trichomycterus rosablanca
Lineage: Eukaryota; Metazoa; Chordata; Actinopteri; Siluriformes; Trichomycteridae
Product: histone H3
Exons: 1
Coding region: 1-411 (136 amino acids)
Cellular component (GO): nucleosome
Molecular function (GO): DNA binding; protein heterodimerization activity; structural constituent of chromatin
Source: RefSeq, a predicted model, not a curated record
AUGGCAAGAACCAAGCAGACCGCUCGUAAGUCCACCGGUGGUAAGGCGCCGAGGAAGCAGCUCGCCACUAAGGCUGCCCGCAAGAGCGCCCCGGCUACCGGCGGUGUGAAGAAACCUCACCGUUACAGGCCAGGUACCGUGGCUCUGCGUGAAAUCCGCCGUUAUCAGAAGUCCACUGAGCUGCUCAUCCGCAAGCUGCCCUUCCAGCGCCUGGUUAGAGAGAUCGCUCAGGACUUUAAGACCGAUCUGCGCUUCCAGAGUUCUGCCGUCAUGGCUCUGCAGGAGGCCAGUGAGGCUUACCUGGUCGGUCUGUUCGAGGACACCAACCUGUGCGCCAUCCAUGCCAAGAGGGUGACCAUCAUGCCUAAGGACAUCCAGCUGGCCCGCCGUAUUCGCGGAGAGCGUGCUUAAACAAACCCACUCCAUCCAGUUAUCCCCAAAGGCUCUUUUAAGAGCCACUU